AUGCAGCCCCAUGCGCAGCUGCAGCGAAACACAGGGACAACAAUGCAACAGCAGCAGCAGCAGCAGCAGCAACAGCAGCAGCAGCAUCAGCAGCAGCAGCAGCACUGGCAAGGCAUCCCUCCACCCCCCCCACCCCCGCCUGCAUACCCGCAGCACUUUCAAUGCGGUGUGCCGCUGCAAUACCAGCAGCAGCAGCAGCAGCUGCAGCAGCAGCAGCAGCAGCAGCUGCAGCAGCAGCAGCAGCGGCUGCUGCACCAGCAGCAGCAGCAGCUGCGCCAGCUGCUGCUGCAGCAACGGCAGCAGGGAGCAUUCCCUCCUCCUCAGCCGUUUGCUUCUGUUGCUGCAGUUCAAGGAGUGCAGCAGCAGCACAACGGGGCCCCACACGGGGGCCCCCCCCGCGGCUGGGGCCCCCCUUACCGGUCUGAUGACACUGCAGCAGCAGCAGCUGCUACUGCUACACCAGCAGCAGCAGCACAUACUCCGAGAGUAGCAGCAGCAAGGCCUCGCGAGGAGAUCGUUCUCAGCAGCAAUAGCAGCAGCAGCAGCAGCAGCAGCAGCAGCAGCGAGUCUGAGGGGGAGGCUUCUUCGAGCUCUGUCCCCCUGCAGCAACAGCCUAUGCUGCAGCGACAACAACGACAGCAGCAGCAGGAGCACCGGCGGCAGCAACAGCAGCGGAACCCCCACCACCACCAGCAGCAUCCGCAGCAGCAACAGCAGCAUCCGCAGCAGCAACAGCAGCAACAACAGCAGCAGCAGCAGCAGCAGCGGAAGCAGCGGGACAAGCAGCAGCGGAAUCAGCAGCAACAGCAGCAUCAUCAUCAGCAUCAACAGCAGCAUCAUCAUCAGCAGCAGCAGCAGCAUCAGCAGCAGCAGCAUCAUCAUCAGCAGCAGCAACAGCAGCAUCAUCAUCAUCAGCAGCAGCAUCAUCAUCAGCAUCAUCAGCAGCAGCAGCAGCAGAGCUCUGGAGACAGGCGUCCUAGGCAGCAGCAGCAGCAGCAGCAGCAGCAGCAGCAGCAGCAGCAGGAAGAAGAAGAACUACACCCAGCAAAAGAUUCUUCUUCGACUCCAAGUGCCCUAAGCAGCAGCAGCAGCAGCAGCGGCAGCAGCAGCAGCAGCGCCGGAGAGACAGGAGCUUCAAAAAGGCCGUAUGUUUCUGGUGUCUCUCCUGAGGAAGCUCUGUCUCGCCUUAAGCAGCAGCUACCGUUAAAGCUGCAGCAGCUGCAGCUGCAGCAGCAGCAGCAGCAGCAUGCGGCAGCAGGAGAUGGAGCGCAGGAGGGGUUUCUGAAGCUGCUGCAUGCACUGGAGUUGGCUGUCUUCCCAGCAGCAGCAGCAGCAGAACCCUCUGCGGUGUACACGCUGCUGCAGCUGCUGCAGCGAGAGGAUGCGGCGGCUGCUGCUGCAGCACUUGGCGAGGGGCUGUGCAUGCAAAUGAAGGAAGCCAACAGCAGCAGCAGCAGCAGCAGCAGCAGCGAUGCUGCACCGGGACACCCGGCUUUCGAGUUGUAUGUCCGUUUUGCUUCGCUCGUGCUGCAGACAGCAGCAGCAGCAGCAGCAGCAGCAGCAGCAGCAGGACCAUCAAGCGUAUCAAUGCAAACGGAGCUGAUAUAUGAGGUGUGCAUACACCUCGUCCGCUUGCAAUUUCCUGCUGCUGCUGCUGCUGCGCUGCAGCGCAGCAAACCGUUGGCAGAUGCUGCAGCUCUAAGCCUCUUCAUAUCACAGCUCAAGGGGGCCUUAAGGGGUGGUACCCCCACAGGGGCCCCCCUAAGUGAGGUGGGGGCCCCUCUGGGGGCCCCUCUGGGGGCCCCUCUUGGGGCCCCUCUUGGGGCCCCCAGCCCGUGUUUACCUGUGCUGUGGGGCGAGGGGUGUCUUUCUGCUGCAGCACAAAGCGCGUUUGUGUCUGAAUUGCAGCAGCAAAGCGAGAGCUGCUGCAUGCAGAUAGCAGCAACUCUGUGCAGCCCUUGGGCUCUUGCUGCUGCACUAACACACAGCUCUAGCCGCUGCUGCAAAGAACAGCAGCAGCAGCAGCAGCAUCAGGGACAGGGGCCGGAGGAGGCGGCUGCGGUGGAGCGUUGCUUGCAUCAGCUAGUCUCGCAGCAGCAGCAACGACAGCAGCAGCAGCAGCAGCAGCAGCAGCUAUCUUGGGAGGCUGCUGCUGCUGCUAUAGACGCAGCACCUCCUCUCGUAGACCUGCACACAUACUGCAGUUGGUGUGAUGUAUAUGAAUCAUCUCUAGGAGGCUUAGAGGCCUUCCUUGGCCGCCACGGCAGCUCUCCCUUUACCUCAACCAGCAGCAGCAGCAGCAGCAGCAGCAGCAGCAGCAGCAGCAGUUUGUUUGAGCGCGGGGUCUUCGUAUGCUUAGAGGAGGGCAGCAUCGUACGCCUCCCCAAGGUAACGGACUCUCCUGUGGCAGCCGCAGCAGCAGCGCCAGUGCAUCAGCAGCAGCAGCAGCUGGAACCGUCAUACACCAGCCUCUAUACAAAAGGCAAUCCGCAGCUACUUGCAGCAACAGCAGCAGCAGCAACAGCAGCAGCACCGGCAGCAGCAGCAGCAGCACCGGCAGCAGCAGCAGCAGCAGCAACCAUCCAAGGGAUAGACUUUGGAGACGGAGAUGUUUUGCUGCUGCCCUCUACAGGCACCAGGACUUUAACCCACCAUUUACCCCGCUACGUAGGAGGCGCUACUGCUGCAGCAGCAGCUCCUGCUGCAGCAGCUCCUGCUGCUCCUGCUGCAGCAGCAGCCCCUGCAGCAACAGCAGCUGCCGCUGCAGUUGGUGCAGCAUCAGCAGCUCUUAUAGCAGCAAAUGCAGCAGAGGAAGCAGCUCCCGCAGCAGAAGCAGCAGCUGGUUCUGCUGCUGCUUCUGCUGCUGCUGCUGCUGCUGCUGAGGAGACACCUGAAGACAUGUGGGGUAAGGGUGGCGCUGACGAGUUUGUGCUGCGGCUGCGGCGAGAAGAGUUUGGAGUAGAUAUUGACAGCAGCAAAGCUGCUUCAGGAUCAGCAGCGUCAUCAUCAGCAUCAGAAGCAGCAGCAGCUGCUGCUACAGGCCCUGCUGCAGCAGGAGCAGCAGCAGGAGCAGCAACCGAAAAGGAGACGCUUGUUGCUGCUGUGCUGCAGCGGCAGCGAGAGCGGCUCACCCGUGCUGUGCAGCGUUUAGCUGCUGAUCUAUAUUCGUCUGAGGGGCAUUUGCAGCUGGAGCUGCUGCAGAAUGCGGAUGAUAAUGUGUAUUUGCUGCCUCUACCUUUACCUCCUGCUGCGCUGCAGCAGCAGCAGCAGCAGCAGCAGCAGCUAAUGCUGCGUAUCGCUGCUCUCUCUCUCCCCUCCUUGCACUUUGAGCUGCUGCAGCAGGGUAUUGCUGUCUUUAACAAUGAGAGAGGGUUUACACCAGCAGACCUCAAAGCCCUAUGUGAUGUAGCGCGCAGCACUAAAGACCCUCUGCUGCAGCAGCAGCAACAGCAGCAUCAGCAGCAUCAGCAGCAUCAGCAGCAUCAGCAGCAUCAGCAGCAUCAGCAGCAUCAGCAGCAGCAGCAGAAGAAGGUGCGCCGCAUAGGGCGUUUCGGGGUAGGCUUUAAAUCUGUGUUUAAUAUGUCUGAUGAGCCGCACAUCUUUUCAUGUGGGGUUGCAGUUAAAUUUUUAGCAUAUGACAGCAGCGGCUUGGGUUUUGUGCUGCCGCAUUUGCUGCCUUCAAGAGACUGCAGCAGAUUUAUUCCGAUUGAAGCCAUCAGAGGCUCCCUACUCGCAGCACAACACCCUCUACCCUUACUUCAAAACUGCUGCAGCAGCAGCAGCAGCAGCAGCAGCAGCAGCAGCAGCAGCAGUAGUGGUGGUGGUGGCAGCGGAUGCUGCUGCUCCUUAUUGGUUUCCACUUCAGAGCAAACAGCAGCAGCAGCAACAUCAGCAGCAGCAGCAGCAGCAACAGCAACAGCAACUGCUGCUGCUGCUAUGCGCAUCUGGCGUACUAUCAUAUGGCUACCGGUGCGCCCUGAGCUGAAGGCGAAGUGGGUGCAGCAAGGAGACAGCAGUUUGCUGCAGCAAGGAGACAGUAGUUUGCUGCAGCGUCUGUCUUAUAUUGAGCCUCACUGUCUCCUUUUCUUGCGGCAGAUACGCAGGGUGUCUCUGCGCUGCCAGCAAAACAAAAGCUGCUUCUUGCUGCUGAAGCACACGCUGAACUCCAUCGAUACUGCUCUCUUCCAGCAGCAGCAGCAGCAGCAACAGCAGCAGCAGCAGCAGCAGCAACAGCAGGUGUAUGAUUUGCCGAGUUAUGCGCAGCACAUUGUGCUGACAUCCUGCCGUCGGUCGUUGGGCUCUAAUCCGUCGCUGCUCUGUGACUAUUGGAGCUGCUGCAGCAGCAGCAGCUCCAGCAGCAGCAGCAGCAGGGGAGGAGACAGUAGCUGCUGGCAGCAGCAGCAGCAGCACUGGCUGCUUGUACAGCACCAACCAGAGGGGUCUCCUCCUGCAGCAGGGCCUUAUGAAGAGCCCAUCGCAAUUGCUCUCCCCCUGACUCCCGAGGGAUUUGCUGCACCCACUCCAGCAGCAGCAGCAGCAGCAGCAGCAGACAUCAGCAGCAGCAGCAGCAGCAGCAGCAGCAGCAGCAGCAGGGGGUGGCCUCUGCAUUGCUUUUUGCCUGUGAGGGGCUUUGGUCUUCCCUUUAUAUUGCAUGCAGCAUUUACUCUAACAGCUUCGCGAGAAGACUUAAGGGGUGGAGACACGUGGAACAUGUGGCUGCUGCAGCAGCUUCCUGCUGCUGUUUGCCGCGCCCUGUCUGUCUGUAAAAAUGCUCAGCCGCAGCUGCAGGAGUCUCUGCUGCUGUUUGCUCCGCUGCUGCUGCAUGCUGCUGCAGCAGACGGAUCUGCAGAUAUGAUUGCAGAUGCUGCUGCUGCUGCUGUUGCUGCUGUAAAGCAGCUCGACUGCCUCAUGGCUCUUAACCCUGCCUUUCGAGUGCCGCAGCAGCAGCAGCAGCAACAACAGCAGCAGCAGCAGCAGCAGCAGACUGUACAAGCUGCUGCUCAGGACUACAUAUGGUGCUGCCCACCACGCGCAGUGCUUCCUUGCGGUGUUGCAGCUGAAGGCGCCUUCGGGCCUUUUGCUGCUGCUCCUGUGUCUCUUUCCAGCAGCAGCAGCAGCAGCAGCAACAGCAGCAGCAGCAGUCCUGCGGGGUGGCCAGUCCCUCCCUGGUUGCUGCAGCAGGCUUUAGGUCGGGUGUACGUACACCCGAGAGUUCUGCAGCAUGUGCAGCCAUCUACACUUCGUUUAUUGGGGGUGAAGGAUUUGUCUUGCUGGGAUAUUGUAGAUAUUCUGCGGUGUAUAGCCAGGUUGCAGCAGCAGCAGCAGCAGCAGCGAGAGCAGCAGGAGCAGCAGGAGCUAGAGCAGAUACUGCAUCCGCAGGGAAUCGGUCGGCUGCUGCUGCUGCUUGAGAGUGUCUGCAUGCAACAGCAGCAGCAGCAGCAGCAGCAGCAGCGGGCAGCAAUGAAGGCCCUCAGGAGCAUUCCUUUCAUACCUACCAGUUGUGGGGAGUUCGUAGCAGCAGACAGCACAAAGGCGCUGCUGUGUCUUCCUCCGCAUGCAGCUGCAACGGAUGCAGCUACAGAAGCAGCAGCAGCAGCUGCUGCUGCUGCUGCCGCAGGCGUAGAUUGCACUGGAGAUGAAGCUGGGGGCAGCACCACUGGAAGCCCGCUUGUGGUGUACGUACACCCCGGGGUCUUUGAGCCCUGGGUGACAGCAGCAGCAGCAGAAACCCAGCAGCAGCAGCAGCAGCAGCAGGAGCAAGUGCAGAAGGUGGGGGUGGAGCAACAGCCGCAGGACGAGCAGCAGCAGCAACAGGAUCAGCAGCAGCAGCAGCAGCAGGUGUUUGGGGAUCGUCUGCUGCAGCGAUCCCGCGUGGUGCGGUGUCUCCGCAGCUUGGGCAUUGACUUCAUGCAGCCGCAGCAGGUGCUGCAGCAGCGGUUGCUGCCGCUGCUGCAGCAAGAUGGGUUUAGAGAGACAGCAGCAGAGAGUCAGCUUGUGGAUUAUCUUUUCUUUCUCGUAUACCACUGCCGCAGCCUAGCAGCAGCAAUAGAGACAAACAGCAGCAGCAGCAGCAGCAGCAUCAAGCAGCAAAUACUCCAACUACCUGUCUGUACACACAAAGGCACUCGGGUGCCGUUGGGGUCUCCCUUGCUGCGGUGUCUUUGCGGGGAGGAGACGCGCAGCAAGCAGCAGCAGCAGCAGCAGCAGCAGGAGCUGGAACAGCAGCAGGAGGGGAUGCUGCUGCAGCUGUAUAAAGAGCUGCUGCCCGAUUGUUUGUUUUUAUCUGCUGCAUACACCCCAGUUGUCUCUCUUCCUUCAUGGAGACGCUUUUGCACCCUGCUGGGGCUGCAGCGUCUCUUGCAUGUCUCGUCUCUCCUCUAUUGGCUGCACACCGAUGAGCCGCAGCAGCAGCAGCAGCAGCAGGGGCAGGAGAAGCAGCAGCAGCAGCAGCAGCAGCAGCAGCAGCAGCAGCGUAGCGUCUCUGCACGCAUCGAGCUCGUGGCUGUUGAUGGGGCCCCAGUGGUUGGGGGGAGCAGCAGCAGCAGCAGCAGCAGCAGCAUGACGGAGGAGCUGUCGCUGCAUUUGUCUCGUCGGUGGGAGGAGCCGCAGCUCAAGUGGCUGCAGACGGAACUGCAGCAGCAGCAGCAGCAGCAGCAGCAGUGGGAUGCAGCAGAUGCGCUGUGUGCGUCUGCUGCAGCAACUGUCUCCUCAGGUGUCUCCGUUCUAAUUGAAGAUUUCGUCUGUCUCGAUUUCCAGCGCCUCGUGGCUGCAGCAGCAGCAGGUGCUGCUGCUGCAGGCAGCAGCAGCAGCAGCAGCAGCAGCGAACAGGCCUUGCAACUCCAGACAAUGGUGCGGCAGCCCAUGCAGCGGGUGCUGCUUGUCCAGCAGCAGCUGCAGCAAGUUGAGGGAAUGUCUCUCCGUCUCUUUGCUGCAGUAUUAGUGGAGGCGCAGCAGCAUUGGCAGCACUGCAAGCGCAUGCGCUGGCGGCUAGCAGCAGCACCAGCGGCAGCAGCAGCAGCAGGCACAGCAGCAGCAACAGCAGAGGGGUCGGCCACACAGCAGCAGCAGCAGCAGCAGUGGCAGCACCAUCACCUGCAGCAUUUCUCUCCGCCGCAGCAGCUGUUGCAGCAACAGCAACAUCCGCUCCUGCUGCUGCAGCAGCAGCAGCAGCAGCAGCAGCAAGGAGGCUUGCGGAGUGCCUUUGGUUUUCCUUCGCGUAUUGAAGGAGACGGGGCCUCCUCUCUCUUUGUGCAGCUGCGCUGCAGCACGUGGCUGCCGGCUGUUGCAUGCGACGCCCUGUCUGUCUCUGUUGCAGCAGCAGCAGCAGCAGCAGCAGCACAAGGCGGGAAGGCUCAGCAGCAGCAGCAGCAGCAGCUCUUCGAGAUCGACUGUGAGGGAGAUCAAAGCCUCCUGGACAGCAGCAGCAGCAGCAGCAGCAGCAGCGACAGCCAAGAGGAACUUGCAGCAGCACCCCAGCCCAGGGGACGCAGCAGCAGCAGCAGCAGCCGCAGCAGCAGCACCAACAGAAACAGAAGCAGCACACGCUGCAGGGCAAGAAGCAAAAAGCGCUGUUUCCGUCUUGUUGACGAAUUCAGAAACAGCGGCAGCAGCAGCAGCAGUGGCGGCAGCAGCGACGGUACGGGGAGGAGCAGCAGCAGCAGCAGCAGCAAUAACAGCAGCAGCAGCCCCCCCCUGCCUUCAGCAGCCAUUGACGAACGCCAAGGCAACAGACGCCCCAGCACCACACCCCUCAACAAGUGCCCCAGAUGCACCGGGAGUGGCAGCAACAGCAGCAGCAGCAGCAGCAGCAGCAGCAGCAGCAGCAGCCGCGUGCUUUGGUACUGGCGGUUUGUGGGGCUUCGUAGGCCGCAGCAGCUCGCAGCGCCGGCAGCUGAGUGCGCUGGGGUGUACGGACGACUGGUGGAGUACCUGCACCCUCUAGCGAACCGUUUGCUGCAGCAGCAGCAGCAGCAGCAGCAACAGGAGCAACAGCAGCAGCAGCAGCAGCACGUCGGGGUGGAGGUGCAGCAGCUGCUGCACAGCAGCAGCUGCAGCACCGCUCUUGAUGGACUGGCGUACGCGGGGAGCUGUAUAGACACCCCAGAGAGUGCCCUGUUGCUUGCUGCUUCACCGAAGGCUGCAGCAACAACAGGAGCAGCAGCAACAGCAGCAGCAACAGCAACAGCAGAAGGUGAAGGCUCUGAAGGGAAGCAGCUGUGGCCUUUCGGGUGUUUGUCUCGUGCAGCGCAGUGGAUCGAGGAACGCCGAACACCCGCCAAGGCAGCAAGAGCAGCAGCAGCAGCAGCAGCAGCAGCAGCAGCAGGAGACAGUGCAUGCAUAAGGGAGGUGCCAGAAGGCCUUCACCGAGUGCCGGGAGAAGCAGCAGCAACAAGCUUGCUGCUGUCUCUAGCUGCUCAUUUGCAGCGGGUAGGGAGCCCACUGGCCGGAACCCCACAUGGCAUCAGCAGCAGCAGCAGCAGCAGCAGCAGCAAGAAUGUUUGUGGAUCGGGUGGGACCCUCUCAAGCCCCGCGCAGUGGAUCGAGGAACGCCGAACACCCGCCAAGGCAGCAAGAGCAGCAGCAGCAGCAGCAGCAGCAGCAGCAGCAGGAGACAGUGCAUGCAUAAGGGAGGUGCCAGAAGGCCUUCACCGAGUGCCGGGAGAAGCAGCAGCAACAAGCUUGCUGCUGUCUCUAGCUGCUCAUUUGCAGCGGGUAGGGAGCCCACUGGCCGGAACCCCACAUGGCAUCAGCAGCAGCAGCAGCAGCAGCAGCAGCAAGAAUGUUUGUGGAUCGGGUGGGACCCUCUCAAGCCCCGGUGCGGCUGUCUCCCUCGCGGUUUGCUUCUUAGCAGCAGCCGAUGCUACUUGCAGGGAAGGACGCUGCUGUUGCAGCAGCAGCAGCAGCAGCAACUGCAGCGAGGGGCCUAUCAACUGCGGCUGCCUGUGUCAGCAUGUGGGGGGCCGCACUGUCUCCUUAUUUUGCUGCUGCUGCAGCGCAGUAGUUGAGGAUUUCUUCAGUUUGCUGCAGUACCUCGCCCACAGGCGGCAUCCAGCAGCAGCAGCAGCAGCAGCAGCAGCUGGAGCGGCAGCAGCCGCAGCAGCAGCGCAGCAGUCGAGCCUCUGGAGUGUCUUCGCAUCCGAGGGGGUUCUGCUGCUGCCGCACCCAGCAGCAACAGCUAUGUCUCUCGAAUAUCCACAGCCGGCCGCCGCCGCAGCAGCAGCAGCAGCUGCUGCUGCUGCUGCAGGGGUUACUCUAGGCUGCUGCAUCUGCUGGAGGCCGCCAUCUGCUGCAGUCUUCCGCUUGCCGCUGGGGGCCCCCCGCGCUGCUUUCCCUGGCUGCUGGCCUUUAGAAGACAUCGCACUGCUGCUGUACAGACACCGCGAGCUGCGCAUGCAGCCCCGCUCCCCACAGCAGCAGCAGCAGCAGCAGCAGCAGCAGCAGCAGCAGCAGCUUGCUGAGUUGGAGACAUUCUUGCUGCAGGAGUUGAGGGUUGAAGAGUUCCCGUCUCUUGCUGAUUGUGUGGGGGCCCUGGAGCGGCUAAGCAGCGCUAAGGAGGGCACCACGUCUGCAGCAGCAGCAGCAGCAACUGCAGCAGCAACUGCUACUGCAGCAGCAGCAGCAGGAGGACUGGCUGCUGCUUGCAUGCAUGCGCUGUUGGGAAGGCCCCGAAAGCUGCGGCGGUACGCUGCUGCAGCAGACGGCAGCUGCAGCCCCUCGUCUUCCUCUGCUGCUGUUGAGGAGACAGCUGCAGCAGCAGCAGCAGCAGCAGCAGCGUCCCCUGUGAAGGGCCGCGAGAGUGAGCCGCUGCUGCAGGUGGUUGCGCUGUUGCUGCACCUCCAGCAGCGCUGCAGCAGCAGCAGCGGCAGCCGUCUGCUUGCAUUAAUCGGAGGUCUUCCUGUGGUGCCUUGCAUCCAGCUGUCUCCUUCUGCUGCUGUCUCUCCUCAAGGGCGUAGUGCUGCUGCUGCCGCUGCUGCUGCAGGAUGUAGAGGCCUGCUGCAGCUGCAGCUGCUUCCAGCAAGCACCCCCAUGUGGCUGCGGCUGACGCCGAGGGACUUCAAGGUGUGGGAGCUGCUGCAGGCUGGUGCAGCAGCAGCAGCAGCAGCAACAACAACAACAGGAGCAGCAGCAGCAGGGCGGCGGCGACGACAGGGAGGAAACAGCUGGGCCAGCCGCUGGCAGGAGACAGAGGAGACAGAAGCCUCUAGCUGUCUCUCCGUGGUGUGGUGCUGUGAAGCUGCAUGCAGCUGGGGGGAGUUUGCUGCUGCUGCUGCUGCAGCAGACUGCAGCAGAGAAGAAGGAGACAGUUUAUGUGCAGCUUGCGAGGCUCUGCUGCUUCGGCGGCAACACCAGCAGCAGCAGCAACAGCAGCAGCAGGUGCUGCAGCAGUGGCUGCAGCUGCUGCAGCAACAGCUGGGUGUGGGGCCCCUCAGCUCCGCCUGUUUGCUGCAGCUAACUGCUGCGCCGCUUCCGCCUCUGUCGGGAGCGGGAUCGUCUUUGGAGACGAUCCCACUCGGGUCCCCUUUGCAUGACACCCCACACCUUCCCCAGGGCCUUGUCCUUGAAGGCUUGAAGCAGCGGCUGCUGCUGCUGCUGCUGCCAGCAGCACGCCGCUAUCUCCUCUACAGAGACACACAACGCUACCUCUUGCUGCAGCGCCAGUGGCUAGCUAACCGCCAGCAGCAGCAGGAGCAGCAGGAGCAGCAGGAGCAGCAGCAGCAGCAGCAGCAGUUGGUGUCUGGGGAUUCCCCUCAAGACAGCCGCAAGCUGUGCUGGCUGCAGCAACUGCAGCGGCUGCUGCUGCUGCUAUGCAGACACCUCCGCAGCAGAGUUUGCUGCACCGAGGUAGCAGCAUCGGGGCCCUGGGAAGACUGCCCUGCUGCGCUGCAGUGGGAGACUAUCCUUGAAGGCGACGAAGAGCUCAGCAGCAGCAGCAGCAGCAGCAGCAGCAGCAGCAGCAGCAGCAGAGAGAACAGGUGGGAGACGCAAGACGCUUCAGGUGUCUCCUUUCCCCUGUUCUUAGCAUGGAGCGUCAAGGACGAGUCUCUGAGUGCUGCGCUGCUGCAGCUGGAAGCAGCGGAGUGCAGCAGCAACAGCAGCAGCAGCAGCAGCAACAGGAGCAGCAGCAGGAGCAGUGAGAAAGUAGGGAAGCUGUUUGCUGCAGCGCAUGCAGACGCGCUGCAGGAUCUGCUGCUGCCUUCUCUACCUUUAGACUUCUUCUUAGAAUUCACGCGGAUCUUCUCGCUUGAAGGCAGCAGAGACGAACGCCUUGCUUCUUUUUUGCUGCUGCUGUAUGCACGCCUGCAGCACAAGCUGCUGCAGUGGAGCAUGAGGCCCCCGGAGGGUGGCGUGCUGCGGUGGCUGCGAGAGCUGCAGCGCAGCAGCAGCAGCAGCAGUAGCAGCACCAGCAGCAGGUUCUGCUGCAAGCUCUCCACUGCUGCUGCAGCAGCAAUCGUAGGUGCAGCAGUCGGAGACUGUCUGAAGACUGAGGGCCUCUGGGAGGGGCCCCUGGAUACACCUGAGCUGCAGCAGCGCUGCGUUGCUGCUGUACAAACGAUUGUCCCCAGCAGCAGCAGCAGCAGCAGCAGCAGCAGCGGCAGCUUUGCCGAUAGCGGUGCUGCUGCUGCUGGUGCUGCAGGGUUUGCAGCAGAUGCUGCAUCGGCGACGCCUUCUACACUGCUGCUGCUGCUAAAGGAGGAAGCAGCAGCAGCAAAUGAACGGGUAAGGGGGGCCCUUAACUCGAUUACAGAGGGGCCCCUGUGGCUGCUGCACGACGCUUGGUUUGUGAUAACAGCAAACGGAGACAGUUCAGAGGGAGACACUGCGGCAGCUGCAGAAGCAGCAGCAGCAGCUGCUGCUGCUGCUUCUGAAGACACAGUGGCAGCAGAUUUAGAAGAAGAAGCAGAAGAAGGCGAAGGAGAAGAAGCACCAGCGCCAGCAGCAGCAGCAGCAGCAGCAGCAGAGGAAACAGAGAUGCAAGAAGAUGAAGGCGCAGUAGAAGAGGGAAGGCGGCCUCGGAAGAAGCAGCAAAAGAGACAGGGGCCCCGCGCUGCAGCUGCUGCUGCUGCUGCUGAGCGCAGCGGGGAUGGAGACGAAGACCAGCACGUCGCUGUAGCCAGCAGCAGCAGCAGCAGCAGCAGCAGCAGCAGCAGCAGCAGGGACAGUGACAGUGAUGUGGAGGAGUUGUCAGCUGAGGCAUUUGGUUGGGAAGAGGAUGCAGCAGCAGAAGAUGCAGCAGAUGCAGCAGCAGCAGUAGCAGCAGCAGCAAGUCGACGAAGCCUUUAUAGAUCUCCCCCUAGAGGGGCAGCAGCAUCAGAGGAAGGGGGCUUGUUUGCUGAGCUGCACACAGGAGGAGACAGUGCUGCUGCUGCUGCUGCUGCAUCUGCUGCUGCUGCUGCUGCUUGGGGGCCUCAAGGAGACAGCCAGCAGAGGGACUCCCCUCUAGCUGCAGCAAAUGAAGAAGAAGAAUUCGUCGCUAUUGGGGACUUCACUGCUCAAGCUGUUGAUAUAUCCCAGGAGUAA
Messenger RNA from Eimeria acervulina, 12519 nucleotides. Its product is annotated as SWIM zinc finger domain-containing protein, putative. Gene Ontology annotation, cellular component: nucleolus; nucleoplasm. Lineage: Eukaryota; Apicomplexa; Conoidasida; Eucoccidiorida; Eimeriidae. The coding region runs from base 1 to 12519 and encodes 4172 amino acids. The transcript has 4 exons. The record is from RefSeq and is a predicted model, not a curated record.